AUGCUCCGAGGUGUGCCAAGACCAGGCCUCAGGGGCCUGAAGGAGGGCAAGGGCUCUGUGGAGGAUUUGGAGGGAUCUUACCUGGAGGCCGGGAGGGAUUUGGGGGUAUUAAGGGAGAACGGCGCCCCUCGCAUUCUGGGAGAGGUGGAGGAGGCAGCAGGCCGGAAGCGCGUCCGUCCAGUACGGUCCAAAGCCCGGCGCAUGGCAGCCAACGUGCGGGAGCGCAAGCGCAUCCUGGACUACAACGAGGCUUUCAACGCGCUCCGCCGGGCCCUGCAACACGACCUGGGCGGCAAGCGGCUCUCCAAGAUCGCCACGCUGCGCAGAGCUAUUCACCGCAUCACGGCGCUCUCCCUGGUCCUGCGUGCUAGUCCCGUACCCCGAUGGCCCUGCGGGCACCUGGAGUGCCACGGCCAAGCCGGACGCGGAAGGGGCGCCCAGGACACGGCCUCCAAUCUGCCGCGGCCCACACCGCCGCCUGCCAGGCCCAGCCUCACGCAUCGGGACGCGGUCUGCCCCUUGGUGCCACCAGCAUCGCGCUGCGCCUCGUGUUCCCAGCACGCGCACUGGGGAAGGCCCAGGGCGGUGGUGGAGGCGUCAGGUGUGGCUCAUGCCUCUGGGGGAUGCUGGCACAGAUGCCCGGGAGCUGCCUCUACCGGGGCACUUUCCUGGCCUCGAGGCUACUUGCGAGCGGACCCAGGGCUGAGCUACCAGCACUGCUGA
Molecule: messenger RNA, 723 nt
Organism: Chrysochloris asiatica (Cape golden mole)
Lineage: Eukaryota; Metazoa; Chordata; Mammalia; Afrosoricida; Chrysochloridae
Gene: BHLHA9
Product: basic helix-loop-helix family, member a9
Exons: 1
Coding region: 1-723 (240 amino acids)
Biological process (GO): developmental process; regulation of transcription by RNA polymerase II
Molecular function (GO): DNA-binding transcription factor activity, RNA polymerase II-specific; protein dimerization activity; RNA polymerase II transcription regulatory region sequence-specific DNA binding
Source: RefSeq, a predicted model, not a curated record